Messenger RNA from Scedosporium apiospermum, 1392 nucleotides. Its product is annotated as Phosphatidylinositol transfer protein SFH5. The transcript has 2 exons. The record is from RefSeq and is a predicted model, not a curated record. Bases 1 to 1392 code for a protein of 463 amino acids. Gene Ontology annotation, molecular function: phosphatidylinositol transfer activity. Gene Ontology annotation, biological process: Golgi to plasma membrane protein transport; regulation of exocytosis. Lineage: Eukaryota; Fungi; Ascomycota; Sordariomycetes; Microascales; Microascaceae. Gene Ontology annotation, cellular component: cortical endoplasmic reticulum; plasma membrane; cytosol.
AUGUCCGCCGAGCCGAAGGUCGUCGAGAACCAGCCCACUAGCGAGGUCGUCGCUGCCCCCGCCGAUGCUCCUGCUCCUGCCGCCGAGCCCGCUGCCCAGGAGACUAGCGCCAAGGUAGAAACCGAGACCACAACGGCCGCCGAUGUCGCCCCCGUCGCUCCCGUCGUUGCUGACACUCCCGCCGUUGCCGCCGUAGCAAAGGAGGAUGUGCCAACAGCAUCGGAGGAGCCAGCCAAGGGUAACAAGGAGGAGAGUCCUAAGGAGGAGAGUCCUAAGGAGGAGAGUCCCAAGGAAGUGGUCGAGACCCCACUGGAUAAGUUCGCCAGCCGUCUCGCGGCUAUCAAGGAGAAGACUAGUUACGAUGAGAUGUGGGGAAUUACCCUUAGCGACCUCUCCCAUGCUCCCACAGCCAUUGUUCUCCAGAAGUUCUUACGUGCCAACAAUGGAGAUGUAGCCCUGGCCGAGAAGCAGCUUACGGAAGCUCUCAAGUGGCGAAAGGAGACCAACCCUGCCAAACUUCUCGAUGACAAGGUGUACGACCGCGCUCGAUUCGGUGAUUUGGGUUUCGUCACUGUCCACAAGGCAGAUGACAGUAAGGAGGAAGUCAUCACGUGGAACGUCUAUGGCAGUGUCAAGAGCAACAAGGCCACAUUCGGAAAUAUCAAGGAGUUUAUCGAGUGGCGGGCUGCUCUUAUGGAGUUGGGUGUCCGAAAACUCAAACUCGAUGAGGCUACGGCCCCUAUUCCCGAGGGUGCCGAAGACCCCUAUCAGUUGAUUCAGGUUCACGACUACAUGUCCGUCUCAUUCUUCCGCUUGGAUCCCAACGUCAAGAGUGCUAGUCGGGAGACUAUCCACGUCCUCUCCGUGGCUUACCCGGAGCUCCUAUCCCACAAGUACUUUGUCAACGUUCCCGCCAUCAUGGGCUGGGUGUUUGGAGCUAUGAAGCUGUUCCUUGCCCCGGCCACUCUCCGAAAGUUCCACCCACUUACCUCCGGUACAUCUCUAGCGAGCGAGCUCAAGCCUUUUGCGGCGACCCUGCCCAAGGAGUAUGGAGGCUCUGGCCCUAGCGUCAAAGAGGGUCUCACCGUUAAGCUAACCGACACGCCUGCUCCUGCCGAGAAGGCUGCCAAGGCCGCUCCUGCUGCUGAACCCGCACCUGCUACGGCGGAGGCUGAGCCCACCAAGCCUGUUGAGACUCCCGAGGAGGCUCCAAAGGAAGCUCCCAAGGAGAAUGCUCGGCCAGCGGAAACCAUCCAGGCGGCAGAGCCCAAGGUUGAAGAACCCAAGGCUGAAGAGGCUGCCACCAAGGAUGCUGGCGCCGAGGCCAUUGAGGAGACGGCCAAGGAGACUAAGCCUGAGACUAAGCCCGAGGCUCAACCUAAGCCUGAGUAA